CUUUAGGGUUGUUAGAAAGAUAAAAAUUAUAGGAAAUUCCAGUGCUAUAGGAAUGGUUUUCUUAAUAUUUCAGUUAUUAUUAAAUCUUUCUUCAGCUAUUCUGCUGCCAGAUUUAUCUUCCAGCAAAGUUCUUCAUGUCCUUAUAAUUUUUUGGUAAAUCUUACUUCAUUCUUGGGCAGUACCUGAAUCUGAAUAUUUUGUGGUUUUGGAUUUCUGGAAACUGUUACUUGAAUUAUUGAUUUGGAUUCUGUUGAGUCCAUCAAUAACUUCUUGAGUCAUCUUGUUAAGUUGUUCCUCCACUACCUUGUGGCCGUAUCGUUGUUGGAUCUUCGAGUAACCCCAUUCUGGAUCACGGAUACUAAUAUGUUUCAUUUUCUGUCAUUUGUUGCUGAAACAUAGAAAUAGCUUAAAUUGCCAAUCAAGCAGGAGAAUCUUUAAAUGAUUUCACUAGUACGAUUGAGACUUCUUUUUGUUUCAGUCUUUUGGGUUUCUCAAGUUGAAGCAUUUCUCUGACCUUCUCUUCUGUCAGGCUUCUCAGCACCUUCAGUACCAGUUAGUGUACAAGAUAUUCGAACCUUAGUGAAAAUUGCUCUUCCAAAUUUUUUCUUUCUUCUCUAUAAUGACUAAAAUUUUUUGUGAUUAUACAAGUUAUCUCCUUGACAGUUAGUUUUAAGCAGGCUAAUCUUGAGCAUCUGCUCUUCAUCCAAUCUCUGUGAAGAGGCUU
Moneuplotes crassus is the source of this 724-nucleotide messenger RNA. NCBI's taxonomy places the organism in Eukaryota, Ciliophora, Spirotrichea, Euplotida, Euplotidae. The record is from the annotation of a GenBank genome assembly.